Messenger RNA from Pseudomyrmex gracilis, 1044 nucleotides. Its product is annotated as methyltransferase-like protein 6. The transcript is spliced from 4 exons. The record is from RefSeq and is a predicted model, not a curated record. Lineage: Eukaryota; Metazoa; Arthropoda; Insecta; Hymenoptera; Formicidae. The coding region runs from base 201 to 1025 and encodes 274 amino acids.
CGUCCAUUUUCUGUCGGCACCUCAACGGGAAAGGAUGGGUCUGCUCUCAGCAAGUAAGGUUACAAUUUUAUACAGUACGCGGAAAUAUUUAAGAGACAGAGGAAACUUUACGUGAGAACGUAGAUUGGACGUGUUGCACAGAAUAAAUGUUGCUUUGUGACAUUAAUUAUUCGCUUUGGUGACAUAAUUUACCGGGAAAAAUGAAUAAAUCCACAAAAAAAGAUACAUCGAACGUGGGCCACGUGGCCAAGCAUCUCACUCCGGCCGAAAUCGAUCGUAUGAAAGCGCAAGAUAGUCGUUUAGUUUCCGAAUUUCGUGCGAAUCAGCUUGAGAGAGACGCAAAGAAACAUUGGGAUUUGUUUUAUAAGCGAAACGAUAAGCGAUUCUUCAAAGAUAGACACUGGACUACGCGUGAAUUCGAUGAGUUGCUAGAUUUAGGCGGGAAGGAAAAACAAAAUGUCCUCCUCGAGGUCGGCUGCGGAGUUGGAAAUUUCAUUUAUCCGUUAAUAAAAGUCGGAUUGAAAUUUCGGAAGAUAUUUGCGUGCGAUUUAUCCACGCGAGCAAUUGAAUUGCUCAAGGAUCAAGAAUUGUUCGACUCGGAAACAAUGAAAGCAUUUCAAGUUGAUGUUACGGUAGAAAAUUGUUUUUCUGAGAUUGACUGUUCAAUUGAUAUUGCAACACUUAUCUUUGUACUAUCAGCUAUUCAUCCUGAUAAAUUUUCCAAAGUUGUUCAAAAUGUGUACAAUGUUCUUGACAAUGGAGGAAUAUUACUUUUUCGAGAUUAUGGGUUAUAUGAUAUGGCACAGUUGCGGUUUAAACCUGGGCAUAAGAUAAGCGAGAAUCUUUACAUGCGUCAGGAUGGGACCAGGAGCUAUUAUUUUUCUGCAGAACAAGUAGCAAGUCUGUUUGAGUCUGUUGGUUUUCAAACGGUAGAUUGUGGUUAUGUACAGAGACGUACUGUGAAUCUAAAAGAAAACAUUGAUGUUCCCAGAAUCUUUGUACAAGCAAAAUUCAAAAAAUCUUGAAAAUUUGACAAUAAAAGUG